Molecule: messenger RNA, 2430 nt
Organism: Strongylus vulgaris
Lineage: Eukaryota; Metazoa; Nematoda; Chromadorea; Rhabditida; Strongylidae
Source: the annotation of a GenBank genome assembly
UCAAACUCUUACGAAGGACCUCUCGAGUCGACCGCUCGCUCUUCUGAAUUACAACCCACACCAUUAACAGAUUUCGCUAAAGUAUACCACAGCGGUCAGUCAUGGAACAUUGGUAGAGAAGCAAAGCCUCCUGUCGUUCAGCCUGUUGCAAAAGAACGCACUGAGGUUAGAAGCGAGAAGGACCGCGAGCAUGGAAAGAAAGCUGAUCUACAUCUCAAAAAACCUGUUGUGGUUGAAAAAACUUUACCUGUCACAAGCGAAGAAGAGAUUGGAAAGAUCAGGUUAAUAGCAAGAGUUCCCCCCAAGCCUGAGGAGGAGGCUGACUCGGAUAAAUUGACGAAAGAAAAAGAUUCAUCCGGAUUGUUUGGUUUUUGGAAAAAAGGGAAAAGUAAACAACGUCCAGAGACCAAGGACGAAUACCAUCCAACUGCAGAGAAGUUCGAAGGGCCUAUGCUUAAAAUCCAGCGACAGAAAGACAUCGAUCAACUUCCUUUCAAAGUGCCAACUACGGCCACUCAUGAGAAAUCUGCAGAAGUUUCGAAAGUAACUCAACCAAGUCAUCUUUUCGGCAGAUGGCGCCACGAAGGUGACGAAGAAACGGUCGAAAAGGAUAAAGUACGACCUGAAAGCUAUGGAAUAACAACUAACUCGUAUAAAGGUCCUCUCGAAUCAACUGCUCGUCAAUCCGACUUAGAACCAGUUCCAAUUAAGAGCUAUGCUCAUGUGUACCACCAUGGUCAGUCAUGGGAAACUGGUAAGAGCGCAAAAGUUUCCGUCUCUAAGUCUGAUGUUAAGGAGCAUGAGAAGAAAGAAAGCGAACGCAAUGUUGAGAGACAAGCUAUUGUACAUUCAAAAAAGUCUCCAGUGAAAGAAAAACCUUCACCCGUCCCAAGCGAAGAAGACACUAGAAAGAUCAGGCUUAUAGCGCGCGUGCGACGAAGUUCUGAUGACGAGCCAGAACCAAAAAAAUCAGAGAAGGAGCAUGCGUCACCCAGCUCUCUCGGCUCAGCAAUGGGGAAAAUUGAAGAUAAGGGGGCGCAUGUAGACAAGUCUUCUAUUGAUACGUCAAAGAAGACUUAUCGCCCUCAUCUCUUUGGUAGGCGUCAUGAAGACGAAGAAGAAACUGUUGAAAAAGAGCGACUGAAACUGGAAUCUUAUGGUAUGCCAUCCACAUCAUAUGAAGGCCCUCUUGAAUCGACUGCUCGUGCUUCGGAAUUACAACCUGUACCGUUGAAAGACUAUGCUCGUGCAUACCACAGCGGUCAGUCAUGGGGUGCAGUCAAACCUGUGGGGAAAAUCACUGAAGGUGAGCAUGACAAGAAAAAAGACGAGUACAUCUCGAAAAAAACCGAAGACGAUCAUGCUGCUGAGGAGAGAGCCAGCGGUCAUGGUGCUGAAAAGAAGGCUAUCCUUCAUUUGAAAAAAUCUCCAGCAGCACAAGAAAAGUCACCCACAAGAAGCGAAGAAGAAACUAAGAAGGUUAGGUUGAUAGCUCGCGUUUUACCCAGCACAUCAGAGGACGAGGCAGAUUCAAAAAAGACCGAAAAAGAUGGGGAAUCAAGUGGAAUAUUUGGUUUUUGGAAAGCCGGGAAAAGAAAGCAACAUGAAGCGACAAGAGUUGAAACUCCUGCGAGUACAGAAAAGUACGAAGGUCCAGUGGACAGGAUAAAUCGCCAGAAGGACAUUGAUAAGCUUCCUUUCAAAGCCCCAGCACCUGUCCCGUACCGGCCGAGAUCACGGGAAGGUGAACAACAGGGGCGCGCGUUCACGUCAUCUACACAUGAGGUAGAAACAACCCACAGACCUCAGCUGUUUGGCAGAUGGCGUCACGAAGGUGAAGAGGAGACGGUGGAAAAGGACAAAAUACGAUCUGACACUUAUCGUCUACCAUUAGGAUCCUAUGAAGGCCCUCUCGAGUCAACGGCUCGUCAUUCUGAGCUUGAAUCAAAGCCAUUGCGCGACUAUGCCCAAGCUUACCAUCAUGGUCAGUCCUGGGAUGCUACUAAAGAUACAAAGGUCUCCACUCGCUCGGCUGAGGGCGAACAUUUAACUGGGAAGAAAGCGCGACACCACCUGCAGAAAUCUCCGAGAAAGGAGAAAUCUUCAUCCAUCUCAAGCGACGAGGGUGAGCAAAAGGUCCGACUGGUAGCACGAGUAGUCCGCAAAUCAUCUGAGGACGAAUUGGAUUUAAACAAACAAGAAAAGGAGAAAGAAGUCUCUGGAUCAUUUGGUCUAUCAGGGGCACGAGAAGUUGAACAGAAGCGGACCGGUAAGCCAUCUGCAUCUGUGCCAGAAACAACACCACGAUAUUUGUUUGGUAGAUGGCGUCAUGAAGGUGAUGAAGAGACAAUUGAAAAAGAAAGAAUACGAUUCGACGCCUACGGUUUGCCAACAGUUUCUUAUAAAGGUCCUCUCGAAUCAACUGCUCGU